Messenger RNA from Contarinia nasturtii (swede midge), 2061 nucleotides. Its product is annotated as sodium-coupled monocarboxylate transporter 2-like. Gene Ontology annotation, molecular function: symporter activity. Bases 132 to 1919 code for a protein of 595 amino acids. Gene Ontology annotation, cellular component: membrane. The transcript has 9 exons. The record is from RefSeq and is a predicted model, not a curated record. Gene Ontology annotation, biological process: transmembrane transport; sodium ion transport. NCBI's taxonomy places the organism in Eukaryota, Metazoa, Arthropoda, Insecta, Diptera, Cecidomyiidae.
CUUUCACUAAACAGUUUACUUCUUAGCAGUUUUCACAUCAAUAUCAUAUAUUGAUUUGCAAGCAUUAAUUAUCAUCUUAGAUUUAAACUAAUUAUAUCGUGUGAAAAUAACAACUUUCCGGCGUAAAAAAUAUGAAUCAAACAAACUCAAUGAAUGAAGCUGUUUCGUCGUUUGUUCAAUUUACGCAGAUCGAUUAUGCGAUCAUUUUUUCAUUACUAUCAUUCUCAUUAUUAAUUGGCAUAGUUAUCGGAUUUUUUUGUAAUGGUGGACGGACGACGGAAGAUUUUUUAUUUGGUAGCUUUAAAAUGAAAAGCCUUCCGGUGGCUCUGUCAUUGAUAGCCAGUCAAAUUUCACCGCUGGUUAUUCUAACAAUGCCGGUGGAAAUUUAUUCAUAUGGAUGGCAAUAUAUGUUGUUUAUACCAACACUUUUUCUAGUUAUGUUUGCAUUGUGUUACAUAUUUUUACCGAUUUUAUAUCAAAACAAAUUGGACAACUGCUAUACGUAUUUAGAUUUGCGGUUCGGCCCAUUGGCCCGUAACAUCAACAUCGUUGCAUUUACAAUAAAUAAUUUUUUAUAUUUACCUGUGAUAAUGUACAUACCAUCAUGUGCAUUUGCUGAACUGUCUCAAUUCGAUGUGCAUGUGGUGAAUGUGAUAGUAUGUUAUAUUUGCGUUUUGUAUACGGCUCUAGGUGGCUUAAAAGCAAUCAUUUCAAUUGGAUGUGUGCAUGCAAUAAUUUUGACAUUAUCAAUUGUUGCUAUUGCAUCGCUCGGAGUUUAUCAUGUGGGAUUGGAUGAGAUAUGGAGCCGAUCUGUAGUUGGAGGUCGAAUCGAUACACCUGAUUUAUCUGUGAAUUUGACGACGCGAACAACUUUAUGGAAUCUCUCAAUCAGUACAUUUUUGGUGUGGGUUGCACAUUUAGCCUUCAGUCAGAAUAACAUUCAGCGAAUUGUUUCGUUGCCAACGUUGCAGGAUGCAAGAAGGACAGUUGUGAUAUUAUUUACUGGCGUUGCGGUAAUGUUGUUCAUAAAUUGUGGCAUUGGCUUGAUUAUGUGGGCUUUUUACUAUCAUUGUGAUCCGGUUAAAGCCGGCAUUCUACCAAACUAUGACAAAUUAUUGCCGCAAUUUGCACAAAGCAUUGCUGUCAACAUAGCUGGCAUGCCCGGCCUAUUUGUUGCCUCUUUAUUUUGUGCAUCGUUCAGCGUUUGUGCGCCCAUGUUACACUCAUUAUCUGGCAUUUUGUACAGAGACUGUAUUCGCCCAUUGAAUUUGUUUGCCGACAAUGAUGCCAACGCCAAUCUUGUGAUGCGUAUAUUAAUCUUUGCCAUUGGAUCAUGGUGUGCGAUGAGCAGCACAUUGGUGGAAACAUUUCAUUCAGCUUUUCAUGUUUUAAAUGCUGUCACCAGCAUGACAACGGGAGCUAAAGUUGGUGUAUUCACAAUGGGUUUAUUUUGGCCUUGGACAAAUAUUAAUGGCCUUUUAACGGGAACGAUAUUAAGCAUGUGUGUUGUAUUUUCUUUGAUUGUUAAUGCUCAAUAUCAUAUGGCAACAGGUGAACUUCAACACACUAUAAUGCCAACAUCAAUCGAUGGAUGCCAUAGUGAAAAUUUAACACGUGUUCAAUCAUUUCCGGAAGAGAUACUUUACGGUGAAGCCGACGAAGAGUUUGGACUCCAUGAUAUUUCAUCCCAUUGGUAUACUUUGAUUGGAGUAAUUUGCGUAUGGAUACCAGGCGUAUCAAUCUCUUAUCUUACUGGCGGUCGUGAUUUAAGCAAUUUCAAUUUUCAACUCGUUUCGCCUCUGAUCCACAGAUGGAUUCCCAAAAAAUGUUUACAUACUAAACUAAAAGUGAUUAGCAUUGUAAAUGACAAUGAUGAAAAACACACGUUAACCAAAAGAAAUACACAUAUAAUUCAAUGAAAGUUUGAAUGAAUUACCAAAUUGUGUACAAAUUGAUAUACGAAUUUAAAAUUAUUAUAAAUGAUAUGUGCAUGUUUAUAAUAUAAAAUACUAGCCAUACAGAUUCUUUUACAAAUAUGUGAUUUUUACUCGCGAGCUAAUG